AUCUACUGAUCCAGAAAUAGAUUCUGCAGUAACUACCGCGACAGUUUCAGGACCUUUCAUCACCAACCAAAUAAUAACAACAGUGAAAGCUGACGGAUCAACUGAUGCAGUUCCAGAACUUACCAUCACAAAUCAAAUAACAACAAUGAAAGCUGACGUAUCCACUUUUGCAGCAGUGUCAUGUCAAGUCAUACCAUGCCAAAAUCAUGGCGACUGUAUCAACGAUAAAUGUCAAUGUAAACCGAACUAUGCUGGAGAUUAUUGUCAGAAGGCGUAUUCACUCAGUGGAUGUUACCUUAUUUCUUUCGCCUUUGAAAAGAACCUUGCCCUUGUUACUCCACUGGCUUGUGUGGAAGAAUGUAUCGGAAUGACAUUUGGUUACGCUGGACUUGAGGGUGGAAAUAAGUGUUUCUGUGGAACCACUAUAUCUGGCGGAAUUCAGGCAUCAUCAUGUAACAUCGACUGUAAUGGAGAUAGUGCUUAUAAAUGUGGAGGAGCAUUGGAAAUGUCUGUAUACCAUAUAGUAUGAACACAAAUUAAUGAAUAUAAUAUGUAGCUAUAUUUAUUCACAUCAAUUUGAAUACGAACAUGUACUUGUAAUAUCGAUUAUUGUAUUGAUAUAAGUUUUCAUCGAAGUUAUAUAUGAACUUCAUGGUAUAUUACUAGUAUGACGCUUUUAUGAAAUAUGAAUGACAUCAAUAGUAUAUCUGUGUUAAUUAUAUUUCCAUUACACAUUUGUAAUUAUCGCGCUUUGGACGAUAGAUGACUAAAUGCUGAAGAUUCCUCCUCACUACUGUAGUUUUUUAAAUUCUAUUUUCAUUUAUGUUCAUAAACUCAUCAUAAAUACCAGAUUUAAACAUUUUGUACGGCCGACGCGCGUUUUGUCUAAAAAAGACUCAUCAGUUACGCUCGUAUCAAAAAAGUUUAAAAGGCCAAACAAAGUACGAAGUUAAAGAGCAUUGAGAACCCAAAAUUCCGAAAGGUUUGCCAAGUACAGCUUGGUAAUCUAUUACUGGAGUAGAAAAUCCUCAGUAUUUCGAAAAACUCAAAGUUUUGUAAACAUCUUAUUUUUAAUUAUGACGAUAUCAAUCAAAGGGGCUGACUACAGGGCUGGUGAUACCCUCGUGGAGGAAACCUCCACCAAUAGUGGCAUCGACCCAAUGGUUGCAAAUAAACUCACCAAAGAUACCAGGCUAAACAUUUUUGGAUGCAACUCGCGCGUUUCGUCUUCAAAAGACUCACCAAUGACGCUUGGAGUUACGUUUACUUUAUUUUAUAUGGCAACCCAUCAUUGAGUAUUUCGGCAUUGAAUUAUUCGGCAACUUUCUGUUUCGUAUUCACU
Mytilus californianus (California mussel) is the source of this 1342-nucleotide messenger RNA. Its product is annotated as WSC domain-containing protein 2-like. Bases 146 to 529 code for a protein of 127 amino acids. The transcript is spliced from 6 exons. The record is from RefSeq and is a predicted model, not a curated record. Lineage: Eukaryota; Metazoa; Mollusca; Bivalvia; Mytilida; Mytilidae.